UGCUCCGCUGGCCGGCGGGCGGGGACAGCGCGCCGGCCAUGGCUCCGGGGGUGGGGGCCGAGCUCUGGGCGCUGACCCCGCUGCGCGCUGUGUGGCUCACGCUGGCCGCCGCCUUCCUGCUGACCCUGCUGCUGCAGCUCGUGCCGGCCGGCCUGCUUCCGUACUGCGCGCUCUUCCAGGACCUGAUCCGCUACGGGAAAACCAAGCUUGUGGGGCCGCCGCGCCCGGCCGCCUGCCGGGCCUUUGAUGUCCCCAAGAGGUAUUUUUCUCACUUCUAUAUCAUCUCAGUGCUAUGGAAUGGCUUCCUGCUUUGGUGCCUUACUCAAUCUCUGUUCCUGGGAGAACCUUUUCCAAACUGGCUUCAUGGUUUGCUCAGAAUUCUUGGGACUGCCCAGUUCCGAGGGGGUGAGCUGGCACUGUCUGCAUUCUUAGUGCUGAUAUUUCUGUGGCUACACAGCUUGCGAAGACUCUUUGAGUGCUUCUAUGUCAGUAUCUUCUCCAACAGCGUGAUCCACGUGGUGCAGUACUGUUUUGGGCUUGUCUACUACAUCCUCCUCGGCCUAACUGUGCUGAGCCAAGUGCCAAUGGAUGGCAGGAAUGUCUACAUAAUAGGGAAAAAUCUACUGAUGCAAGCACGAUGGUUCCAUAUCCUCGGAAUGAUGAUGUUUAUCUGGUCAUCUGCCCAUCAGUAUAAGUGCCAUGUCAUUCUCAGCAACCUCAGGAAAAAUAAAGCAGGAGUGGUCAUUCACUGUAACCACAGAAUCCCUUUUGGAGACUGGUUUGAAUAUGUUUCUUCCCCUAAUUACUUAGCAGAGCUGAUGAUCUACAUUUCCAUGGCUGUCACCUUUGGGUUCCACAGCUUAACUUGGUGGCUAGUGGUGACAUAUGUCUUCUUCAACCAGGCCCUGUCUGCUUUCCUCAGCCACAAAUUCUACAAAAGCAAAUUUGUCUCUUACCCAAAGCAUAGGAAAGCUUUCCUACCAUUUUUGUUUUAACAUGACCUCGGUCAUGAAGAAUGCAAGCUAGGGGACAGGUUCAAUUCCUAGAGACAGUGAAAUCUGAAGACCUAAGUACAGUUUCUGCAGAACUGUUUGAAACUCUGUGUUCCAAAAAGUCUUCCCUGAAUGAGCAAAGCAGUUCUCCUCAAGAAAAUGCAUCUUCAAAGUGUCUUCAAAGAAGAAGUACUUCUGGCAGAUCUGGGAUUGCUAUGUCUGCUUUCUGAGAUAAUUUAUAAAGCCAACUAACAGAUAAAAUACAUGUGAACCCUUCUCCAAGCUACUUCAGAAGCAAACUAACCAAAAAUAUACAAACAGCUUCACACACACACACACACACACACACACACACACACACACACACACACACACACUCACAAAGGAAGAGAUAAGGUCAUCCGUGGCUAGAAUAGCCUGUCAGGGAAAAGCUAGCUGGGACUAUAUAAUGAGCAAUAUAGUAAGUGUUCAAUGAAUGUUUAUUGCAUUUCAAUAAAAGCAAAA
Molecule: messenger RNA, 1496 nt
Organism: Cynocephalus volans (Philippine flying lemur)
Lineage: Eukaryota; Metazoa; Chordata; Mammalia; Dermoptera; Cynocephalidae
Gene: SRD5A3
Product: steroid 5 alpha-reductase 3
Exons: 5
Coding region: 39-995 (318 amino acids)
Biological process (GO): polyprenol catabolic process; dolichol-linked oligosaccharide biosynthetic process
Cellular component (GO): endoplasmic reticulum
Molecular function (GO): 3-oxo-5-alpha-steroid 4-dehydrogenase activity
Source: RefSeq, a predicted model, not a curated record